AUGCAGAACUCACAGCACUUGACAAAAACUAGGCAUUUUGAUCGUUUCUCAAGAUUCUCAAAUUGCAACCGUGACCCAGAGAUCCCAGACUUUCCCAAACCAAAUAUAGGGCCUUUUCGCAAUGGGAAUCCAACACCCUGUACCUGCCAAAAUACUAAGCCAGCAGACCAGUAUGUGUCAAAAAAUGAGAUGGACGACCUGCAAAAACGCCGGGCAGAAGAGUUCAGACAACACCAGAUCAGGACAGGGAAAGAAAAUGAUGUUCUUAUUCUCGUCCCCGCCAACACCCCGCUCCAGUAUCCGAUGAGAGGAUUCAGAGUGACUCCUAUGAAUAAAACACUCAUUCCUGGUCUAGCACUGCAAACACAAAAGAGAGCGGUUUACCAGGUGUCUCUAAGGGUUCAGAAAGGAGUGCUCUCAGUGCUGGAUGUCCAGGAAGGAGAGCAGGUGGAUGGCCAGAAUGAGAAACAUCUGAGCAUCUCAUCCAGCAGCCUCCAACAGUUCAACGACCUGCUGAGCAGACUGACUUACACCAGCACCAUCUACCACAUCAAGACUGAGGACCUCGCUUACUUCUCUUUUGAGAACCAUCAGGUCAUAUUCCCAAUUGAGAUCAGACGUUUGUCAGUUCCUGUUCUGUUUGACCCAGGAAAAGAUGUGAACUCUCAGGUGACUGUGCUAAUUAAAGCAUUUCUGCGAUACAAAGAACUAAGGGUCCUCAUCAACAGUAUCCGUUGGGGCUACCCAAAAAUAAAGAUCAUUGUUGCUGAUGACAGUCUGAACCCAGAGAAGGUGGUCGGUGACAAUAUAGAGCACUACAUAAUGCCCCCAGCACAGGGCUGGUUCGCAGGCAGAAAUCUGGCAGUCUCCCAGGUCACCACUAAGUACUUCCUGUGGGUGGAUGAUGACUUUGUGUUCCUGAAUGAGACGCGUAUUGAGAGCAUUGUGAACAUCAUGGAAGCUGUUCCUGAACUAGAUGUGGUUGGUGGUCAAGUAGGAGAAAAUCAGUUUUCCUUCCAGUUACAAUACGAGGAAGGGAACAGCGAGGAAGGCGGCUGUAUCACACGCGUCCAUCGUACCCAUGCACCCCUGCCGGGUUUCAACGGCUGCUUCUUUGCUGAUGGAGUCGUCAACUACUUCCUGGGCCGGACAGACGCUGUGCGGAGGGUCGGUUUUGACCCGUUCCUCAAACGAGUGGCUCACACUGAAUUCUUCGUUGAUGGGCUUGGAGAUUUAUUAGUUGUCACCUGCAAAGGACUCAGAAUUGGUCACCAAAAACACAGUUCCACGAACAAGUACAGUUCCUACAGGCAUCCUCCCAAAAGUGAUUCAGAGGCAAAAAUGGCCCACCAUUUUUUCAAGAACCAUCUCAAAUGCAUCAAAUAUUAAGGAGCCUUUCAGGUGAAAUAUGCCAUUCCUCACACCUUAUUUAUCAUUGGAUUUUUUUUUUUUGGCUUUACAAGUCAAAGGUUUGGAUCUACUCAUUCAUAUGAAAGCUUGUUUUUGCCAUUGAAAAAAACAAAAAAAUUAAUUGCUACUUUUCACAAUGCUGAAUUUUUUCUCACAAUUUAGACUUUGUUUCUUGCAGUUCUGACCUAUUUUCUCAGAAUUGUAAGUUUAAAUCUAUGUAUUCUUUUUUUCAUCAUUCUGAGUCUAUUUCUCACAUUUUUAUUUACUUAUUUAAUUUUUUGCACAGAAUAAAAAAUUGUGACUUCUUGUAAAAAAUUAUGACGUUUUCAUAACGUUUCUCAACUUCAUGCAUCCUGGGAUGUUUUUAAACACUAUUGAAGGAGUUCACAAGUAUGUUGACUGGUUUUGAUUUGGUCUUUCAUAUUUUAGCAUUUUCAUAUAUUAUUUGUUUUUAGAAAAUUCAAUAGUAAUGUUCCCAGAAUGUUUGCAAAGUUUUAAAAUUGAAUUUUCUCUUAAUGUUUACAUAACCAAUACAUGUAAGUAUAAUAUAAAUAUAAGUGUCAGAUUUGUAUUUUAUUGUUCAAAAUCAAGUGGCCAGCAAUGUCACCAUUU
Onychostoma macrolepis is the source of this 2022-nucleotide messenger RNA. RefSeq names its product beta-1,4 N-acetylgalactosaminyltransferase 2. Lineage: Eukaryota; Metazoa; Chordata; Actinopteri; Cypriniformes; Cyprinidae. Gene Ontology annotation, biological process: UDP-N-acetylgalactosamine metabolic process; UDP-N-acetylglucosamine metabolic process. Bases 1 to 1389 code for a protein of 462 amino acids. The transcript is spliced from 11 exons. The record is from RefSeq and is a predicted model, not a curated record.